Molecule: messenger RNA, 639 nt
Organism: Cooperia oncophora
Lineage: Eukaryota; Metazoa; Nematoda; Chromadorea; Rhabditida; Trichostrongylidae
Source: the annotation of a GenBank genome assembly
AUGCAACUAUUCGAGGCCGCUGGCUGUGUGAACGGUGACAUUGACUAUGAGAUCAAUGUGUCCAUGAUAGAAAUCUACAACGAAAAAAUCAAAGAUCUCCUCGCACCGUCUGGGUCAUCAAGUACACCUCUGUCGAUUCGACUGGGCGAAGAUGGACGCCUAUCGAUCCCCGGUCUGAGAGAAGUACGGGUAACAUCUGUGGAACAUGUGAUCGAGGUCCUAGAGGAGGGCCGGCGGAACAAGGUACAACCUUCAAGUUGCCCUUCAAGCUCCCGACUUGGAAUUGUACUUUUCAAGGCAGUAGCAGCGACUGAGCUGAAUGCGAGCUCCAGUCGGUCACAUGUGAUCGUACGAGUUGUCGUCACGACGAAGAAUAACAUAACCGGCGUUACCACUGUCGGCCGAUUAAACUUGGUUGAUUUGGCUGGAUCUGAAAGAGUUUCGCAGACGAACGCCACUGGUCAGUUGCUCAAAGAAGCACAGGCCAUUAACAAGUCCCUGUCCGAGUUGGGUAAUGUCGUGCUGGCACUUCGACAAAAUCAGAAACACAUUCCAUUCCGAAACUGCCAACUCACGAGGAUUCUUGAGGAUAGUCUAAGUGAGUGCACGAGCUCCGAGGGACAUAUCCUUGCGUUGUGA